GGGCCAGUCCCUAGCUGGCAGGGUGAGCACAGGACACGCGUGCGCUCGUGUCCGCACACACGGUGCCUGGCACUGGCCGCCUCAGCAAGACGAGGCCGAGGGCACGGCCUGGCUGCGUGGCUCUGCGGCUUGGGUCGUCGUCACGCGCCAGCCCGCGACGUGGCUCCUGCCACGCUGCCCAGGGCGUCCCGCUCAGCGGCUGUCUGCCUGCUCUCCCCAGGUGACCUUCCAUGACGUGGACGCGCUGACCGAGAAGCUGUUCCCCAUCGUCGAGGCCAUGCAGAAGCACUUCAGCGCCGGCUCGGGCGCCUACUACAGCGACUCCAUCUUCUUCCUCUCGGUGGCCAUGCACCGCAUCAUGCCCGAAGAAAUCCACCGCGUGAUCCAGGUGGACUUGGACCUGAAGUACAAGGCCAACAUCCGGGACCUGUUUGAGGAGUUCGACAAGUUCCCGCCGGGAGCCGUCAUCGGGAUAGACCGGGAGAUGCAGCCGGUGUCCAGGCACACGUUCUGGCAGUACCGCCGGGAGAACCCGCGCACCAAGGUGGGCGACCCCCCGCCAGAUGGGCUGCCGGGCUUCAACAGCGGCGUGCUGCUGCUCGACCUGGAGGCCAUGCGCCGCUCCCCGCUCUACAACCGGCUGCUGGAGCCGGCCGCGCUGCAGGAGCUCACGGAGAAGUACCACUUCAAGGGGCACCUGGGGGACCAGGACUUCUUCACCCUGGUGGGCAUGGAGCAUCCCGAGCUCUUCCACGUGCUGGACUGCACCUGGAACCGGCAGCUCUGCACCUGGUGGAAGGACCAUGGCUACAGCGACGUCUUCCACCACUAUUACGCCUGCGAGGGCCCGGUCAAGAUCUACCACGGGAACUGCAACACGCCCAUCCCCGACGACUAGCACCCGCCCUGCCGCUGCCGCCGCCGCCCCCCACGGGGCUGGAGCUCACAGCGAGGGGUAGGUGGGGGCACCAGCACCGCGCCCCCUGGCCGCCGCGGGCACCUGGGCCACGGGACUGCCCCGUAACCCUUCCAUAGCCUGUAGCUUCACCCUGCAGGGAGGCAGAGUAACCUAGUGGUUAGCGCAGGACCCCAGGCAUCAGCCCAGCGCUGACCCUGGCUUACCUCGUGACCCUGGGCACAUUGCGGGGGCCCUUCGCAGCCUGGUUUCACUCCCUCUGAUUGGCACCGUUGCCCUCGUCCCAGCGCAGCCCUGAGGCCAGUUUACGUAACGAAAGCCUAGAGCCCCGUGUGCGCCGGGCCCACGUGCCUGACAGCUCCGCGGCGCAGCCGCUCGCCCGGCCAUUGCGCAGCACAGCCCGUCGCUGUCUGUCCGCGCCUGGGAACUGGGGCAUGGUGCCCGGUGUCAGCGCCCUCGGCGGGCCGGCCCCGGGUGGGGAGGGGUUGCGUGCACACCGAGCCGUGUUGGUGACGUAGCAGCGCUGCUGGGCUAUUGGGACCACAGGUGAGAUGGGAGCAUGGAAACUUGCCUCCCGUUCCCAGCCACAAAGCUUUACUGCACGGCUCCUCAGAGCCACUCGGUGCGCCUGGGCCUGGGCCUGGGCCUGGACCAGGAGCUUCCUUUGUCCAGCUUCCCCCAACCUUUUGUACGGCCGUGCAGCUGCACGGCGCCCUGCCCUUGUCGGCUUCCCGCGGCCUGAAGCUUCAGGCAAAUGGAUUUUGUAUGAAUAUUUUCUUUUCUUUCACUCUGGUUAGGAUGUAGCCAGCACACAGCUGUCGGGUAGGUACGGCACCGUGUCCUACGUGCCUCAGCCGUGUGCAGUUGCAGGAGUGUCCCCUGUCAGGCGCGUAAUAAAGUGUAUUCUCAUCCAUUAUUAUCCUUACGUGUGCG
This is a messenger RNA of Alligator sinensis (Chinese alligator), 1849 nucleotides long. RefSeq names its product xyloside xylosyltransferase 1 (gene XXYLT1). The record is from RefSeq and is a predicted model, not a curated record. Bases 278 to 898 code for a protein of 206 amino acids. The transcript is spliced from 3 exons. Lineage: Eukaryota; Metazoa; Chordata; Crocodylia; Alligatoridae. Gene Ontology annotation, molecular function: UDP-xylosyltransferase activity.